UAUUAGCAGAGUGUGUGUGGGUGCAUGUGGGAGGUAGGACGCAGUAGGGAGCCGUAGGGAGCUGUGGGGCUGGCGGAGAGCGCUGCCGCCACUGCAAGCGUCACACCGCUGAAUGGGAAUCUAUCCGGCAACUCCAGCAGACCGCUGUCUUCUCCGCGCGCCCUGCGUAAAAGCAAGCGGCGCGUCUCCAAGUGUGGCUCGGACCGACCCACAGGCGGCGAGCGCGCUCAGCAGCUCGGAUCGGACGUCCACUUUUCCCGCACUUGUUCCCGAAGCGCGCCUCGUCACAACAGCAGAAGCGGCGGCAUGCCGGCCAUCAAGAAGGAGCGUCCGGACGGGGACGACAUGGCUUUAGCCGCUUUCAACCAGUCCGAAUACUUGGCCCCUUUAAAUGCCGCCGCUAUCCCCGUGGUCACUCCGCACCCGCCGCCUUACGAGCACAUUUUAGCCCACCAUCGCGCGUACUUGGGGCUCCAUGACUCGACGCUGCAUCACCAGCACCUCCAGCACGCCACGGACGACUUGAUGCUGGAGAGGUUCUCCUCCAUCCCGGACUUCCAGCCCUUCUUUGAUAACGGCGAGCCUUGCAUUGAAGUGGAGUGCGGGGAAAACAAAGCUUUGCUUUAUAUUAACAAACUAUGUCAAGGCAGCAAAGGACCUUCCAUUAAAUACAGGGGCGAGUGGCUCACUCCUAACGAGUUCCAGUUUGUCAGUGGCCGGGAGACCGCUAAAGACUGGAAACGGAGUAUUCGACACAAAGGGAAAAGCCUCAAGACACUUAUGUCCAAAGGAAUCUUACAGGUGCAUCCUCCGAUCUGUGAUUGUCCAGGUUGUCGAAUCUCAUCCCCCGUGAAUCGUGGCCGUCUGGCUGAGAAGCGCACCAUUCCGCUGCCGCCCAACCGGGUGCCCAAGAAGGAGCUGGCCUCCAUCUUCAGCAGUGACGACAGUGAAGGAAGCGAGCGGGCCAGUGGGGAUCAUGGCCACAUCAAACAAGAGGACGAGCUACAUUACAGUAUAGUGCGCAAGAGUCGAGACAGUGACCUCUCUACAAUCAUCUCCAACCUGCACCACAGCAGACAGCAUGGUAUGCCUGAGGGACAGUCAGUGUCUGACCACAAUGCCAGUACAGGACACACAGAUGACCUUCUAGGCAAAGGGAGAAGCUUCUCUCCCAACAGCAGUAGCAACUCUCCCUCAGACAGUAAGAAGUCACGCAGCGUAUCCCCUAAAGAGUCCGCACAGAACCCAGAAGGGGAGGCAGGUGGCAGCCACAGUCACAUGAGCCCUGAGGAGCACUAUAGGCGCAUGAUGUCAGCACUCAGCGACAACGGAUCCUACGAGGAGCAGCAGCAACGCCUCUUCCAGCUGGCCAGCAGCAUGGGAUUACCUGGACAUGACGUACUGCGCGCUCAGCAGGAAGCGUUGGCUGCGGCGGUGAGGAAUCCGGCGGCCUUAGAAGCGCACCUGCCCACGGGAGGCAGCUCCUCCUCAUCCAGCCAGAGACGGAAGCAGGGCCUACCGCAGCACCGGGAUGCACAUUACACUGACAGGGAACUGUCCCAGCCUCCACCUCUCCUAUCGCCUGCGACGGCACCUCACAUCACCUUAGCGCCUCACUUGCGGGCUCCUUUCCUGGGCUUGCCCUCAGCUCUCUGCCAGGCCCCUGGCUAUGGUUUCCUGCAACCGGCUCAAGCUGAAAUUUUUGUGCGGCAACAGGAAAUGCUGAGGAAGCAAAAUCUAGCAAGACUUGAGAUGUCAGCUGAGCUACUGAGACAAAAGGAGUUGGAGAGUCUCCACCAGCAGCAGCAACUGCUGGGCUCCGACCCGCUCGCCGCCGGUCUGCCCUCGGACCACCCGGCCCUGAGGAGCCUUCAAGACAUCCCUGAAGGUCAUCCGCUCCGAGAGGAACUGGCCCGUCGCUCGAAUGCCAUGCUGGGGCUUCGACACGCGGCCACGGCACCCUUCCUGAGCACCGACCAGCAGCAGCCCAAGACGUCAUCCACCCAUAAAGAAGGACAGAAUUCCACGACUGGCUCGGACGCCGAGUCCAGGAAGGCCCUUCGCCGGGGCCCUCAGACUGAGCUUCGCGCUGGCCAUCACAAAAGAAGAAGAGAGGACAGAGGAAGCGAGGGGGACGAGGAGGACUUGAAGGACUCGGACAGCGAAACGGAAACAUGCGAGGAGAGGCGGGAAGGCCUAAAGUCUCGGAGUAAACACAAGGAGAGGCGGAGUCGAGAAAGAGACGGCAAGGGCCUCGGCGAUGGCGCAAAGGAGAAUCGCGAAAGCUCGGGCCGGAUCAGUGCACCGUGUAGUUCCGUGGGCAACGACUCACCCGCGCUCCACCUGCUCAACUCGGCGCUGGGAAAGUCGGAAGUCAAACUCCAGCUCCCGCCUGGAUUUUUGCCCCCUCUGCCUGCUCUUCAAGGACAGUCAUUGCCCUUCGGAUUUCCCUACAUCAACCCAUACUUUCACAUGGGCUCUGUUGGAGGUCUUUUCAUGGAUGGGGAGGACUCGGCCCCAGCAAACCCCAUGGAGGACAUAAGCAAGUGGAGUGUGGAGGAUGUGUGUGGCUUCAUAAGCAGCCUGGCCGGAUGUGCUGAAUACGCUCAGGUUUUCCGGGAGCAGGUCAUUGAUGGGGAGACAUUAGCUCUGCUCACUGAGGAGCACCUGCUCGGCAUCAUGGCACUAAAGUUGGGCCCUGCCCUCAGGAUUCGUUUGCAGGUUGCGAGACGCAUCGGAAGGCUUUUCUACAUGACCGGAUUCCCGUUGGCCUUCCCGUUCCCGCCGUCGGCCGCCGUGCGACCCUCGGAGCGAGACGGGGAGCCCGCGGCCGUGCCCGCCGACGCCGCCUCGUUGCCCCUCUCCCUGCUGCAGAGACCCACCUCCGCCAGCGGAAGCUCUUCACCGUACAGCGGGCCCGCUCCGGGCUGCUCCUCACCCAAGCGGGAAAAAGGGAACGGCUCGGCGGUGGUGGGGAGAUAAAGGCUCCCUCGUCGCGGGGUUAGCUUGAACUUCCAGGCCUUAAAGCUCAAAUUCAUAGGACAGGAAUGAAAGGCGACACCGAGGACAACGUGGACUAUAUCCGGCAGACCAAUCAGCCGGGGAGUUCCUUCCCAGUGGCUGUAUCCGAGCAGAAUCCAAAGAAAGCAGCUUGGGAGACGCGCGAGGCGUAAAAAGAGACAGCUGGUCACAGACGGCGUGCCAAAAAAAAGGCCACAAACGCCACAUUCUUGCAAGUCAGACAGACCAACGCCAGCGGAAAGUCCUUCGUCCUUCCUUCCCGUGCUGGCUUUUUUUCCCCUCCACCUUCUUUUCUUUACUUCUACACUGCAAAGCCCUGCACAAUCCAGGAAUAAGACUCGCCUCUCUCCUCGUCUGGCCUUGGGGAAACUGUUGUCUUCGAGGCUGGAGCGGCGCCACGCUAAAACGAGCUCCGUCUUUAUCACGACAACUAUGCAUUCCACCGUCCCGAUACCAAAGAUGACCGGAUGAGUGGAAUUGAAACCAUCUUUUCUGCUUCAGUUUUGCGUGAGGCAGUAAGAGAGAGGGGGAAUAACGUUAGUGCCUCAACACGAAGCACUCGUUGGUAAUGAGUAUUAGGGCCACACUGACAAGAGAAACAAAAAAGUAGUCAACAAAUAUUGGUUUGAAGAGACAUGGCUUGUAAUUUUAUGGGAAAUUUUUUAGAUUUUACAAGGAAAAAACAGACCAAUUCAAGAAAUAGUGUGAAUUUUACAAGAAUACAAAGUCCACAGUUUAAAAGGUGCUAUGAAAUAAUGACUAGAGCUGGGAAUCUUUGGGUACCUAACGAUUCGAUUACGAUUCAGAGACGAUUAUUGAUGCACCCCCCUCCUUUUUUUUUAUUUUAUUUUUUUUUUAAUGUUUUGCACAUUAGUUCCAAAAUUGUUCAAAAAUCCUCUCAGGCUAAACCAAACUACUAUUUCAGUAUCAAGUUAACAUAUAAUAGUAAACAAAUAUACAAAAAUAACAGUAAAUAAAAAACUCUAGUCCCCAUUCUGUAUUAGCAGCUUUAAACAACAUUCAAUUAAUUUAAUGUUAUGAAUCAACUGUUACAGUUGUUAAAAUUACUCCCGUUAUUCCAUAAUUUCCCUUCUCUCUACUUUUGUAAAAGCAUUAAAACUAUUUCAUCAUUUAAAGAUAGAUUCAAGACAAGAAUCUGCCGAUUUAGGAGUAUUUUAGAUAAAAAGUUAAUUAGGUCCGCUACAACAGAGCCUUCUAGAGAGGUCUACUGCUUUAAGAUGGCGGCUGUUUACUUACGCCGGAAAGUGUCAUUUCGCAUCUCUGUUCAAUAAUACAUGUUUUAACAUCGACUAGUUCUACAUAUAUAUGAUAUCUACUGUAGCCGUAUGUUUGUAGCAACUAGCAACUGUGCGUUGUUUGUAGCGGCUGUCUGCCACAGUCAGGUAUGAUUGUUUUUUUUCUUUAGUGGCAUGAGUUGAACAUAUUUACUCUCGGUCCAUUCCUCAUUGCGUCCCAAAGACCGCGCUGUGUUUUACUUCCGCUUUACCUGGUAUAAUUCAAUAAUCGGAAUUUGGAUAUUUGUGAAUCGUUCUCGAAUCUUCUACGGCCGAAUUGCGAAUAAUCUAAGAAUCGGAAAUUUCGCACGCCUCUAAUAAUGACCAUGUCAAAAAAUGACUGCGCCAAUGUAAUUUUACAUAUCGAAAAUAAAUUUGACACUCAAAUCUUUUACCAUUUCAGACUUACUCCACUCAAAACAAUGAAUCAGGGAUGCCCACUUUUUUCAGCAAAUCAGCUGUGACAUCACAACCAGAAUUUACCAUCAGGUCUAGCUUUCUAGUGCUGCACUAGCUAGUUAGCACAUGUUAACAGCUAAUUCUUGGUGUGACAUUAUUUGCUGUUUGGAGAGUGUUGUAGUGGGCGGGGCCAAGACAGCCGAGAAAAGAAGACUACUUGGCAUCUAAUUUUAUUAUUAAGCCUUUUCUGCCACUUGGAUUUAUGUCCAAAAUAUCAGGAGCGCUGGAAGUCACUCACAGCAGGGGGUGCUGAGGAUCUUUUUUCGUUUUUCCAAUUCAAAAACAGCCGUUUCGGUCCAAAUUUGUCACACUCGCACGUUUUCUUUAUACAAUGGCAGCACACACGCAUGCUGGAUAGUUGACGUACUACUACUAGGCUAAUAUAAAGACAGCGUUGUAGUUCUUCUACAGUGUGUGUUGGAGUUUUUGUAUUGGAAAUAAAAACAUCCGUGUACUAUAAUGCAAAUGCCCGCAGCUAGACAGCACAAUGACACAUGGAACACAUUUGAAAACUAAAAAAAUCCAAUAAUCGUUGCUUUAACAACCCCCUUUUACAAAACUAAAAUAAAUUACACGCGAAGAUCCAACAGCGCGCCGCACAGCGGCAGCUCAACAGCAGUAACGAAAAACAAUACCGCUACAAUGCAAGCAUAUCUUACCUAUUUACAACACCAAAGGUAGAUUUCUUUUGUGGAUUCCAUGGUCUAAAUCUACAGCAAUCUUUUGCUCACUGGGAAGUAUUGUAGAACCAUCAUAAUCAUUUCAUGUUUUACCUCAGAUUGAAGUUAAGAAAAUUUAGCUGUUUUUGUUAAGCAGUGUUGUUUUUGGCAGCCCUUUUAAUAUUCGUCUUAGUCUUUUGCAUGACAAUACUUGAUACAAUGAAUCUUAGUCCUAUCUUAGUGAUCUCAAAAUGUGUUUGUUGUUGUAACCUGAUGUAAACAGAGCUUUUCCGGUGAAAAUUCUUGUGAAUAAAUGCUUAAAUCCCCGAAUUCUUUAUAGAUAUGGACGUAAAACACUCUCGAUUCUUGGUUAAAAGCAAAAAAAACGUGCAGUUAGCAUUUAUUUUACGUAAAUAUUGUGAACUAUGAUGCAAAUGCAGUAGCGGCUAAUUUGUCCCAUUGAUUUUUUUCACAAUGUUUCAAAAUUCAUGCAUGGUACAAAAAAAUAUAAUAAUUACCUUGAAUCCUCGAACAAAUUACUCUUGAGAAAAUCCUUACUGUUUGUAUGUGGUACAGCUUUCGUAUUUUUUCAACAGAAAUCCGGCGUUAGAUAACUGUGUGCGUUUGUGAAUAGCUCCUCUUCAUGUGGGCGGCCCCCUACUUGAAUGCGAGGCGCAGUACAUGACCGAUCCGACCCGUCAAUACAUUAUGAAGUCUAUGUCUAUGCUAAUGCUACGAGUUACAUUUAGUAUGUGAUGAUCACACAGCACAGACCUUUAAAGGUUAAAGCAACAUUGCACAUUCUCUCUGGCAAAGAAAACAAAUCUUAUCGUGUGUGCAAGCCUUGAGACAGGAGAGGACACUGCCCUGUUUAGUGUGGGGGGUUCAGCACGUCACAUGAGUGGCACAACAUUACGCUGCUAUGAUGCAGGCUACCUACACGUACAACGUCACACAUUGUGAACAUGCGACGAAAACUAUUGCGCAUUUUUCGCUCGUUCUUGUCUCGUGAGCCGAAAACUGGCAUUAGGCUCGUUAUGUUUUAGCUCAUUAUUUGUCUCAUCAUCGUCAUGAAAAAGUGUUCGUUGACGUGAUAUUUUUUUUAUCGUCAUCGUUGCUGAAAACAACACUACUGUAAAGAAAAAAUUGCUAAUUCGUUUUUGUGCCAUGUUAACGCCUCCUCUGUCAAAAACAAAACUUUUCCAACAUAUAUAUUCAAUCCUGAAAGUUAAAUACACUAUUGUUUCAUUAUGUUUUAUUAUUUUUAACAACUACAAUAAAAGAAUCUAUCAACCCCCCCAACACCAGGGGGUGCUGCAGCAUCCUUAGCACCCCACUACCCGCGCCACUUCAAAAUAGUCUUAGUAUUUCAUAGCACCUUUAAAUCACACGUGUCAAAAUCUGACUCGCCACAUCAUUUUGUAUGCCCAGCUAAAGGAAGUCGUCUGCAUCGACUUAAAGUUGAAAUUUUAUUCACUUUUAAACACGUUAAAUUGUUGCUGGAAGUUUUACUUACGGGUCGUCCUUACAAAAUAUAUCACAUACAAGUUCAAAUACAAAGACAUUUUUUUCCAGUCUUCUGAUUUUAAAAGGUAUCAUUCAAUUUGUUGCCUAUGUAAUAUAAGACAAUCAUAUCGGUUGGCAUUCAUAUUAGACCUUGGAAGGAAUCCAUAGCUAUGAAGCGUCUCGCAAAAAAAAAAAAAAAAAGAUUUUGACACACCUUUAAAUGAAAGAAAUGGAUAGUAGAAAAAUAUUACAAAGAUCAAAACUAACAAAAAUAACAAACAUGAAGCCGUAUUUGUACAAGAGAAAUAAAUGUCAAAAUUUUCAAAGAAAGCCAUAAUCUUACAAGUCAUAAUUGAAAAAAAAAAAAAAAGAACUGAAAUAGUUCAAAAAUAUAAAUUAACAUUUAAAAAAAAUAAUAUAUCAAUUUUUUUUAGCACUACAUUGUCAAAUUUUACAUGGCAUGCUGUAUAGCCAAAUUAAAGACGAUUUUUAAAAAAAAAUUAAAAAUAUGACUUGAAAAAUAUAAGCUAGUUGCAUUUUUUCUUCUGAGUGUGGCCCUAUUCGUCCUUUGUACAAUAGGACGUGUGUGUUGCUGGAAACAAAAGCUCACAUCUUUGUACACUUGUGUUGACUACUGUGGGAGGUUUUGAAAUAAUAAUAAUAAGAGGAAUGAUGAAUCAUGCAAAAUUGUACAGUCAUGCUUGAGAUGAAAAUACACCGAAGGUUACAUACGUGGUACUUUAAUUUUUUUUGCUAAAUGUAGAUGCACGAAAAAAGGUUUUCUUUACUAUUAAAAAAAAAAAAAAAAAUGAAAAAAAAAAAAAAAACUAAUGUGACUCGCUCUACUUUUGUGGUACUUUUGUUCAUAUAUUUUUCUCUCCUUUUUGGGGAUUUUUUUUUUUUUUUAAACUAAUAUUAAAAGGCGCUCCAAUCCUGAAUGCUACUUCAGCAUAUAAACGAGGACAAAGUAUUUAUAGGACUUAGUAAAUAAGAAAAUUAUAUGUAUUAUAAGUAACCCCUGAGACGGAUUCCAAAGAUACUUUGACUUUUUUUUUGGUUGCAGGGAAAAGAAAGGCACAGAGCUCUUAAUGCAUUUUUGUUUAAUCUACGCAAGCAAUUGUUUCAAAUGGUCCCUUUAAAGGUUUUGUCUUCAUCCUAUUUUUCUAUUCACCGCACGGGUGAAAUAAAUCAGAAAGAAAUGAUAACUUGCUUCUCUUGUUUUUGCUUGUUUCACUGUUGAUGUCGUCAAACUGGAUUGGUACCAGGGUUGGGGUAGCUAAUAGCCCUAAUUUCCUCUGAGAAACUUCAAAUGAGACAUAAAUUACCGUCAUUUUCGGACUGUAAGGCACACGUGACUAAGCCGCCACCCACCAAAUUUGACAUGAAAACGUUAUUUGCUCAUCAAUAAGCCGCAGCUGUUUUCACGGUAUUAUGGGAUAUUUACACCAAAAGAAAUGAUCCAAUAGCACUUUAUUUGACAGUGGCAUCAUAAGACUGUCAUAAGACUAAAUGAACCACCACGAAGCUGUGAACCAAUUGGCUGCAAAGCUUCAUGACUUCAAGAAGCUUCGUUUGGCCAUCACUGCUCCCAUGGUGGAGACAGUCAACCUCUGAUGCCACCUGCUGUCAACACUUGUCGUCCAACAUGCCUCCUAGCAUGCAUUGCAGUGCUACAGAUGUAAAUAACAAUCAAAUUAAUGUUAUAUGCUUAUUAUUCAGUUACUGUUCCAGUUGUUUCAUUAAUUGCUAGUUAUGGAAUUUAGUAACACUUUAUUUGACAGCGGUAUCAUAAAACUGUCAUAAGACCAUUAUAAUGAUGACAUAACACUACUAUGAGAAUGAAUGAAUGCUUAUAACAGAUGUCAUUUUGUGUCAUCCGGCAAAGUAUCUCACUUUUAAAUGGAUGUAAAAGAUCCGAGCUGGACAUAAAUGGAGUUAGUGAGAUAAUUUCCUGGAUGACACUGACAUGACAUCUGUCUUAAGCAUUCAUUAGUGCCCAUGACAGUGUCAUGUCAUAAUUAUUACGGUCUUAUGAUCAUUUUAUGACGCCGCUGUCAAAUAAAGUGUUGCUUAUGGACCCAAAUAAAUCAACAAAAAAGCCGCACUGCACUAUAAGAAAAGAAAAAGAAAAAAAGUAGCGUCUUAUGGUCUGAAAAUUAUGGAAAAUUACUCUUAUUACUAGAGUUGUCCAAUAUUAUCAGGUAGUUAAAAUGAUAUCAGAUAUCAGCAUCUGUUUUGGGCCAACGUAAAAUUAAUGUAGAAGCCUUCUGCCUUUGUCCAAAGGCUGGUCACAGCUUAGCACAGCAGGAUGCUUAUUGAUCAUUACAUUUCUCCAAACUAAGAUGCUUGGGAUUUGUUAUGUGGGCAUUAUCAUUAUUAAAGCAUCUAGUGGGGUAUCACAAAACAAUUAGCCAUAAUAUGUGAAGUCCACAACCAGUAUUGGUAUCGGUUUGGUAUAGGUAUCGGAUUUUUGGAGUUGGACAAUAUCGGGAUAUCGGUUAUCAGUUUAAAAGUCAUAACUCUAUUACUCUAACUCUAUAUAUAACUCUGUCUAGUUAUUACAAUGUGAUAUCGGAGAACAGAGAUGCAACAAUUAAUCAAUUAAUCGACAACUAAUUGAUUAGCAAAUUGCAAGGUGACAGGCCAGCCAGACUUAACGCUGCCACCAGAGGGCAGUGUAUCCUCCAUCAUUAAACAAAAUACUUUUAGCCUUUUUGGAUAGUUAUUUUGAGAUUUAGGGGCACUGAAAGGAUUAUUACCGAUUUACGUGGAGAUUCGGUUUACAUUGAACGGACCUCGUUCGUAACCCAGGGACUACCAAUCUCAUAUUAAAUAUUUUUUUUCAAUUUUUGAAAAUAUUGGGGAAUUAGUGAAUCGUCAGGUCCCCAAGCCACAAAAAUAUGUCCACUGUACUUAUAGAAAUGACAUCUCCCACACACAAUUACACCAUCAUCAAAUAAAAAAAAAAAGUAAAUAACAAAAAUUGAAAAAACAAUUAUGCCUGUGUAAUUCAGGAAAAAGCCAAAUAUUAAGAAAAAAAAACACAUUAUAUGACAGGAACUAAAUCAAAAAGCUUUGUGGUGAACACGCAGGCGGGAAAGUCAGCGGUGCGAGUGAGGACUUGGCAGAAAAACACAGAGGCCUGUGUUGCCGCUCUACCACCUGGGCCCAGCAUCUUGGCACAGCAUCAGAUGCCGCCCCGCCAGGCUGGCAUGCCUCCGCCGCCUCGGGCCUCGACGCCCGCCUCCUGCCCAGCCUGACUCGGCCCGCGGCCCCCUUCCCCCGCUUUCACUCAACCCAGCCUGCACGCUGGCCUGAGGGAGCCUGGAGGUGUGCAACAUUGACAUGCAAGUGCACACUACAAUUUGCAUAUUUGAAAAAAAAGCAAGUGGACAAACGACAUGUUGCCAAACACAGUUUGAGAUUCAAAUAAUGAACAAGAUUGCUGUUUCAAACUUCGGUUUUAAACCAAAGUUAGGGAUUCAAACAAGAUUUAGGGUAUUAAGAAGAAAUGCAUUUAGCUUUUUAUCUAUCUAUAGAUACAGUGUAUCACAAAAGUGAGUACAUCCCUCGCAUUUCUGCAGAUAUUUAAGUAUAUCUUUUAAUGGGACAACACUGACAAA
This is a messenger RNA of Corythoichthys intestinalis (scribbled pipefish), 10563 nucleotides long. RefSeq names its product sterile alpha motif domain containing 11 (gene samd11). The transcript has 13 exons. The record is from RefSeq and is a predicted model, not a curated record. The coding region runs from base 307 to 2982 and encodes 891 amino acids. NCBI's taxonomy places the organism in Eukaryota, Metazoa, Chordata, Actinopteri, Syngnathiformes, Syngnathidae. Gene Ontology annotation, molecular function: DNA binding; protein binding.